Messenger RNA from Tremella mesenterica DSM 1558, 3099 nucleotides. RefSeq lists its product as uncharacterized. Gene Ontology annotation, biological process: protein import into nucleus; protein export from nucleus. The record is from RefSeq and is a predicted model, not a curated record. Bases 103 to 3072 code for a protein of 989 amino acids. Gene Ontology annotation, cellular component: cytosol; nuclear envelope. The transcript has 20 exons. Gene Ontology annotation, molecular function: nuclear export signal receptor activity; small GTPase binding. NCBI's taxonomy places the organism in Eukaryota, Fungi, Basidiomycota, Tremellomycetes, Tremellales, Tremellaceae.
ACAUUCCAUCUCUUAAUCUUACCUACAAAAGGGUAUCACCACAAGUCAAGUCGGGUAACAUCUCAGCUGUUGUACCUCCCAUUGACGAGAGCCCACGACAUAAUGUCCGCGGAUCUCUCUCUUCUUUCUAAUACCCUCGCUUCCACAGUCUCCCCUUCCGCCCCUAUACGUCGUGCAGCAGAAGAGCAGCUCCGACAAGCAGAAGCGCAACCCGGAUUCCUGCUUCUUGUUCUGGAACUGGUAAAGAGCGAUGGGGUAGAUAUGACUAUUCGUCAAGCUGGUGGUGUUUUGUUUAAAAAUGUCGUCAAGAGGCUUUGGGGAGGUGAAGAGGAUACUACCAUUAGUACGGAGGACAAAGCAGCUAUCAAAACACAACUUGUACCUAUCAUGAUAUCUCUCGGUACUCCUGCAACAGCCAGACUACAGAGUCAAAUAGGGGAAGGAUUAUCUACUAUAGCAACUCUUGACUUUCCAGAACAGUGGCAGGGUCUCGUCGAUGAGCUUGUGGGAAGUCUGUCCCCGGACAAUUUCGUCAUCAAUAAUGGUGUCUUAGCCACUGCGCACUCCAUCUUCAGAAGAUGGAGAUCUCAAUUUCGCACAGACAGACUCUACUCUGAAAUCAACCUGGUCCUCAGUAAAUUCUGUCAGCCAUACUACGAACUGUUCAAACAUGUCGACAGUCUGCUUUCCCAGCCUUCCACUUCACUUCCUGCCAACUCCUCUCUCCCUCUCCUGGCUCAAUCACUGCUUCUUCUGGUUCAACUCUUUCACGAUUUGUCAAGUCAAGAUCUCCCUCCAUUUUUCGAAGAUCAUCUAGGAGAGUUUAUGGGCGAUGAAGCACAUGAGGGCUGGCUGCUGAAAUACCUGUCUUGGGAACGACCGGAAUUGAAGGGAGAUGACGAGGAUGAGGCUCCUGGUCCUUUACAAAAGAUCCGGGCUGCCACUUGUGAGAUAGCGGAGCUAUUCGCCCAAAAAUAUCUGGAGGUGUUUCCCCAACUCGGCAGUUUUGUCAGUGCAGUGUGGAACAUGUUAACCACUAUUGGUCCUGGGACCCGAGAGGAUGUGUUGGUCUCAAGAGCUUUACGAUUUCUCUCUGUCGUCGUACGAUUGGGUAGUCACCGUGAUAUGUUUGCCAGCCCUGAGACUCUCCGCGCUUUCUGCGAGAAGAUCAUAUUGCCCAAUAUGAGCAUACGUCAACAUGAGGAAGAAAUGUUUGAAGAUGAUCCUGUUGAGUAUAUCCGUAGGGACUUGGAACCUUCGACGGUAGAAAGCGAUACGCGGCGACAAGCUGCCACUGACUUCACCCGUGCACUCAUGGACAAUUUCGAGAGGGAAGUGACGGAUAUCAUCAAGCAAUAUAUUGCUUCAUUCCUACAGGACUACGCCUCCAAUCCCACCGAGAAGUGGAAGAGCAAAGACACUGCCAUCUACUUGCUCACUUCCAUCGCCUCGCGAGGGUCCACUCAACAGCUCGGUGUCACGUCCGUCAACGUUCUUGUGGACGUCGUCGAAUUCUUCGGUCAGAACGUCUUCGCCGAUCUGCAAGCUGCUCCAAGCACUCAACAUCCUAUCCUCACCGUUGACGCCAUCAAAUUCCUUUACACUUUUCGCAACCAACUCACCAAAGACCAACUUCUCUCUGUCAUACCUCUCCUUAUCCACCAACUGAAUUCCGACAACUAUGUCAUCUUUUCCUACGCCGCCAUCACCAUCGAAAGAAUCCUUUUCAUUAAACAAGCCAGACAGACAUUAUUUACACAGGCAGACAUUCGGCCGUUUGCCGAUAGCAUACUCACAGCAUUAUUCACCAAUAUAGAGAGAGGAGGUACACCAGAAAAGAUUGCAGAAAAUGACUAUCUCAUGAAGUGCGUCAUGCGCGUCAUCAUCACUGCUCGUCAGAGCCUCACGCCACAUUACGAAAUUAUCCUCACACGCCUGGUCAACAUCCUCGGUGAGAUUAGCAAAAAUCCCAGCAACCCCAACUUCAAUCAGUACUGUUUCGAGAGUGUUUCUGCUCUGAUACGGUUCGUAUGUGAAGGCACCCCUACUGCUCUCCCCACUUUUGAGAAAGCCCUCUUUGGUCCUGCCCAAAUCAUAUUGACUCAGGAUGUGGCAGUAGAAUUUAUCCCUUAUAUUUUCCAGAUACUCGCCCAACUCCUCGAGCUUCAUCCACCUACAACAUUACCGGAUGAAUACCAAGCACUUCUCACUCCUCUCCUCUCCGCCCAAUUGUGGGAACAAAGGGGAAACAUUCCUGCUCUGGUCCGACUUUGGAAAGCCCUCUUGAUGCGAGGUGGUCCCGUCAUCGUUGCUCAAGGACAUGUUCAAGCAUUGCUAGGCGUCUUCCAGAGACUUGUGGGCUCGAAAUUCUAUGAUGUCUUCGCGUUCGAGCUUGUCGAAGCGCUCUACGAGUUUCUUCCCUUCGAUGUCAUGAAAGCUCCUUCUCAUACCAUCUUCUUGCUCCUUCUACAACGGCUGCAAACAAAGCCUUCGACACAAUUCAGCUACUCCUUCGUUACCUAUGUAUCAUUGCUCUGGGUCCUCGAUUCUGUCGGACCAGACUUCACAAUCCAACUACUGGACAGCAUUCAACCCGGACUCUUCGGUAAUCUAAUCACCGGCGUCAUCCUCUCAAACACUCAAAAAUUGCCGAUCAAGUCCCGCAAACUGGUCGAAACUGGUCUUACAAAACUCCUCACAAAGAGCGAUGCUAUUCUUACGCCUCCCAGUCAGCAAUACUGGUCCGCUAUCUUGCUUGCUCUACUAGAUCUCUUCACGUUACCUCAAGAUAUCACCUACAACGGUGUCUCUGAAGAUCUCGACGGCUUGGAUCCAGAGACAGCGGGAUUCCAAUCUUCUUUCUCCAAGCUUGGUGCUUCAGAGAGACAGACGCACGAUCCUGUUGGUCAUAUCGUCGAUACGAAAGCUUUUGCCAGUAAAGAACUGAGCCGGAGGAGUAAAGAGGUGCCAGGUGUGUUGGGACCACUGAUACAACAAGCGCAACAGGCAGAACCGCAGACGGUUCAUGACUUUUUACAGUUUAUGGCGGCUAACGGUGAUGUCGUGAUUUGAAUGUGUGAAUGUAUUGAGUUGACAUUG